This is a messenger RNA of Cylas formicarius (sweet potato weevil), 4328 nucleotides long. RefSeq names its product transcription initiation factor TFIID subunit 2 (gene Taf2). Gene Ontology annotation, molecular function: transcription cis-regulatory region binding; chromatin binding; zinc ion binding. Gene Ontology annotation, cellular component: transcription factor TFIID complex. The coding region runs from base 119 to 3697 and encodes 1192 amino acids. Gene Ontology annotation, biological process: transcription initiation at RNA polymerase II promoter. The record is from RefSeq and is a predicted model, not a curated record. NCBI's taxonomy places the organism in Eukaryota, Metazoa, Arthropoda, Insecta, Coleoptera, Brentidae. The transcript has 16 exons.
UUUACCUUUUCAUUUAUAGUUAUGAUUAAUAAAUGUUUUCUUAAUGCAAGUGAAUUUUAACCCUCAUGUGACUUCGAUAUAAAAGUUGAGAGUAUACUGGCAGGUUAUAAACUCAAAAAUGAAGCAAGAAAAGACAGGAGAUACUAUCCGGCCAUAUAAAUUAGCUCAUCAAAUUGUAAGCUUGACUGGCAUUAGCUUUGAAAGAAAAAGCAUUAUAGGAUUUGUUGAGCUUACUGUUGUUCCACUGCGUGAUAACCUCAGAGUUAUAAAACUUAAUGCCAAACAAUGCCGUAUCUAUCGAGUAAUUCUGAACGAGCAAUAUGAAGCCCAUUUUCAGUAUUUUGAUCCAUUUCUCGACGUAUGUCAAUCUGACACUGUAACAAGAAGUUUGGACGUUUUUUCCCAGCACCAUUUAACAGCUGCUCAAAAAGUGGAUCCUGACCAUGCUGCUGGUGAAUUAGUACUUACAAUUCCACCUGAAGCCUCACAUUUGGUAGCUGAAGGUACUGCUUUAAGAGUUGGCAUUGAAUUUUCUCUGGAACAACCUCAAGGUGGAAUACAUUUUGUGGUACCCAGCAAAGAAGGAACUUAUGCAGAGAGAGGAGUUCAUAUGUUUACUUAUGGUCAUCAAAAUUCCUCACGGUUAUGGUUUCCUUGUGUUGACAGUUUUGCAGAGCCAUGUACUUGGAAGCUAGAGUUCACAGUUGAUGAUGAAAUGGUAGCUGUCUCUAAUGGUGAUCUUGUCGAAGUCGUAUACACUCCCGAUAUGAGACGAAAGACAUAUCACUAUUCUUUAAAUAUACCAACUUGUGCACCAAAUAUUUCAUUAGCUGUAGGGCCUUUUGAGAUUUAUGUUGAUCCUUACAUGCAUGAAGUGACCCAUUUUUGCUUGCCUGGACUCUUGCCUCUAUUGAAAGUUACAACCAGGUAUAUGCAUGAAGCUUUUGAAUUUUAUGAGGAGACUCUGUCAAAUAGAUACCCCUACUCUUGUUAUAAACAAGUAUUUGUUGAUGAAACUUAUGAAGAUUAUCAGUCUUACUCUACCAUGAGUAUUUUGAGUGUUAAUUUGCUGCAUUCAGCUGUCAUUAUUGAUCAAGUUUACAUUACUCGGAAAGUGAUGGCGGAGGCAAUAGCUGAGCAAUUUUUUGGGUGUUUCAUAUCAAUGCAAAAUUGGUCAGAUAUGUGGUUGAAUAAAGGGAUAAGUCAGUACUUGUGCGGACUGUAUUGCAAGAAAGGUUUUGGUAACAAUGAAUACAGGGAAAUGAUACACAGUAUGCUUCAAGACGUCGUUAAGUAUGAAGAAGAAUUUGGUGGCAUUAUUCUAGACCCUAGUCAACCUCCUGCUCCGCUUCCUGUGGGUGCAAAUACUCCCCAGUCAACUCAAAAGUCGAAUGAAGAAAAAUUUUAUUUCUCUAUCAGAAACCUUCACACUAUGUCACCAAUGUACAUUGAAGCCCUACACAAGAAAGCCAUGCUGGUUAUGAGGAUGUUGGAACACAGAAUUGGUCAAGAGUUACUGCUACAAGUGUUUAAUAAGCAGCUCUCUUUGGCCACUAACGCAGCCCAACAGAAAAUCGGUAGCGGACUCUGGGGUCAUAUGCUUAUUAGUACCAAUGUUUUCACAAAAGCUAUUUUUACUGUGACCGGCAAAGAUAUGGCCGUCUUCAUUGAUCAGUGGGUCCGCACGGGAGGUCACGCCAAGUUCCACCUAACAUCGGUCUUCAAUAGGAAAAGAAACACCAUUGAGUUGGAAAUUAGACAAGACGCCACCACUCAGCUGGGAAUAAGAAAAUAUGUAGGGCCAUUGCUGGUAACCCUCCAAGAACUGGACGGCACUUUUAAACAUAACUUGCAAAUUGAAAAUACAGUGGUCAAAGCCGAUAUCACUUGUCACUCCAAAAGUCGAAGGAACAAGAAGAAAAAGAUUCCACUAUGCACCGGCGAAGAAGUUGAUAUGGAUUUGAGCGCCAUGGACGAUUCGCCGGUGUUAUGGAUCAGGUUAGACCCUGAAAUGACUCUCCUCAGAUCGGUAGUAAUAGAACAACCCGAUUACCAGUGGCAGUACCAGUUGAGGCACGAAAGAGACGUUACGGCCCAGUUGGAAGCCAUCGUGGCCUUAGAACGAUAUCCGACCCCGCCCACUCGACUAGCGCUCACUGAUACCAUCGAAAAUGAACAGACUUUUUACAAAGUGAGAUGUCGUGCAGCACAUUGCCUGACCAGGGUCGCCAACGCGAUGGUCGCGAAUUGGGCAGGUCCACCAGCGAUGUUGGCAAUUUUCCGGAAGUUGUUCGGUUCAUUUGCCGCACCCCAUAUCAUCAGGCAGAACAAUUUUCAAAACUUUCAACAUUAUUUUCUGCAAAAGACGAUUCCCUUGGCAAUGGCGGGUUUACGGAAUGCCCACGGGAUCUGUCCUCCAGAGGUGAUUCGGUUUUUGCUGGAUUUGUUCAAAUAUAACGACAACUCAAAGAAUAGGCAUUCGGACAAUUACUAUCGUGCUUCUCUAGUCGAAGCCUUAGGCAACACGGUGACUCCUGUUGUGUCGGUAGUCGCCCAAGGUGCUCCGAUUACACCGGAAAGUCUUAGUACCGACACCAAACUGAUCCUAGAGGAGAUAACGAGGUUACUGAAUUUGGAGAAGGCGUUGCCAUGUUAUAAGUACACCGUGUCAGUAGCGUGCUUGAAAGCCAUACGGAAGUUGCAAAAAUUCGGACAUUUACCUAGCAGAUCAACUUUGUUCAAAAGUUACGCUCAGUAUGGAAACUUUAUAGAUGUUAGACUUGCCGCACUAGAAUGCCUGGUAGAUUUUGUUAAAGCCGAUGGUAAAUACGAUGAUUUGCAGCACAUUAUGGAUAUACUGGAGAAUGACGCCGAUUCCGGUCUAACCCAUCAGCUGGCUCAAGUAUUGAUCAAGAACGCACCCUUUAAAAGGGCACAUAGGUCCAGGCUAGAUGUACCCGACUUAGUGGAAAGAAUAUGGACCAACAUAAAUGGUAUGUUGUCUCACGAUACGAGGCUGCGCUGCGACAUGGUCGAUCUGUAUUACGCCCUCUAUGGGACGAAACGUCCGUUGUGUUUACCGUUGCCGGAACUUUCCGGCUUGGCUAAUCUGACGAAACCUUCCGACGCUAAAAAGAUUAAAAUGGCGAUCCCGAAAAUAUCGCAUGACGCGGUCGAUGUUAAACGCGAAGCUGGUCCUGUUUCGAAGGAUUCCGCGCAACCCGCACGGAUCAUAAUCGACAACAAUAUCGAUGUAUGUAGUAUGAACGUCGAGGUAGUCGCUGUCGACGACAAAGUUAAGGAAGAACACAUGGAAAUACAGGUGACAUCACCAGGUGCGACCGUCCCGAAACAGGAAUAUUUUUCCGAUAAUUCAGUUUCUUUGCCUGGAAUGGGUCAGAGUGGCCCAGUUGGGUUUGAACCAGGCAUGUUCAACCCUGAAACUGAAGCCAGCAGACACAAAACUGAUUCGAACGGCCAAAAGCUGAAAAAAAAGAAGAAAGACAAAAAGAAACACAAACACAAACAUAAACAUAAACACGAGCAUAAACACGGUAAAGAGAAGAAGGAAAAAGACCCAAAUAGGCCAAAAGUAAAAGAGGAGACGGCCGUCAAGGAGGAGACUCUGAGUUCGAUGAGUUCAACACCAAGCCCAAAUCCGGGGUUGGUAAUCGGUGACCAUCCGGUGGAUAUUUAAGUAUGUCGGUAGGCCAUUCUGUUUGAUUGCUAAACCUGAAGCGGUUUAGCGCCAGCUCUCAAGUUCAAGCCGAUUGAAAACUGUGAUUUGUAUUGAGUUAAAUUAAGUUAUUUAGGUGAGCGAUGAUUAAUUGUCUAUUUAAAAGAAGCAUUAAAUUGAAAUUAUAUAAUUUCCAUUGCCUAUACUCUACAAAAUUGCUCUUACAACUUUAUUAGAUUAAGAUUAUAACAUUUAAAGUUGUCACUCUGCUAUCACAUUCAGCCCCCAAGUUAAGGCCAUAUGAGUCUCUUUGCACCUACUUGAGAGGAACAUUUGUGAACAUAUAUGACAUAUAUGACUUGGAGUUAUAGAACGCCUGUCUCGAAGAGGCGCGGUUAACGUAGGUUUAUCACCUUGCCUUUUCUGAAAUUGACGUAGACAUUUAAUUCUCGCCAUACAGGCCGUACUGUGAAUCUGAUCCCCUAGUUUGUCGGGGAUGGUGCUAUUUUCCAGGAUUCUCCUGGGAGAUAAUGGAGUUGAUUGACUGUUCUACCUUGGUUGCGUUUUUUAAAUGAACCAUCAACGCAGCUGUGCCUAUGAAGGGUAUUUCUCGGAACAACAUGUUCUUUUAUUUACACUUCCCGUAUUUUCU